Penaeus vannamei (Pacific white shrimp) is the source of this 729-nucleotide messenger RNA. The record is from RefSeq and is a predicted model, not a curated record. NCBI's taxonomy places the organism in Eukaryota, Metazoa, Arthropoda, Malacostraca, Decapoda, Penaeidae.
AUGGCUCUUGCUAUGGGUAUUGCCUUUCACCUAGAGCUGCCCUGGACUGCCGACCCGUGCGAGCGUGAGCAGUAUGGUCCCGUCCAGCGACAUACGAUAACCAUCUUCCAUGACUUCUUCUACGAUAUUAUAACGACAGAACGUAGUUUUCGUGACAGAAUAAUGAACAUGGGACCACACGAUUACCAAGAGUCUGACGAGGUUUCCGAAGCCUUCUCAGAAGGCACAAUAUCAAGAUGCAACAGCGUGGAGAAGAUGACCGUGACCGUUUUGGCAGACGGUCUGGUGGAGGAAAGGUUUCGCGUCGAUAGAAGAAAGUUAGAGGCGAUGAUAUUGGGAAGCCCCUCUGACCCCUGGGACACGGAGAUCAUGAAGCUUCCUAUUGAUAUUGAAGGUAGAAUUUUAUCAGCUGACGACUUCUUUCAGAGGAUUAUGGAUGAGACGAAGACAGAGAUCAAGUACCCAAAGUUCCUGAAAGUUGGUGCAAGAAACAAAAAAGCCAAUAGACAGUUCUUCUGCCUAUUGCGAAUAGUCGCCACCGAACCAUCGGGAGCGUGGGAAACUAUGGAGGCCGGCAUUCUCACGAUGAUGCAGAAUGCAAUGGUGCAGCACCGGUAUAGAAGUGAAGAUGCAACGAAGGGGGAUUUUUCGUUAAUUGAGGACAUGAGAUUCACGGGAAAGUUUAGAAUUGCUUCAGGUGGUCACCCUUAUGCAUUGUGUCCAGGUUAG